AUGGAUUAUUACACAAAAGGACCUUAUGAUAUCAUGAUGAAUAGACCUUAUGAUGCAAAUUGUGUGUAUGACAAGACCAAGAAAAAAAUGUUUAAUAUUCUUGGUAGAGACCAGUUUCAUCAAAAAAGUAAUCAAAACAUUUUUCGAGAAACAACUGAUCAAAUAUGUACUAAACACUCUGUUCUGCCAUUAUGCGCCAUUCACCCUAGUUUACUAGUUUGCUCAGCAACAAUAAAAAGUAACCUUGAAACAAAAAGUAGUACACCAAUAAAAAUCAAUAGCGACUCAUUCAAUUCACCAGGCAGAGUUUUAAAUGAAACAAAUUUAGCAAACAUUUCACAAGUCGAAGUUUUAAAGCCUAUACUCAGUAACAGCAAACAAAAUGUACGUAGAAAAAUCUCUUUUGUUCCUUCAACGUAUUACGAAAAUCAAGAAGAAAAUAAAAUUAACAACAGAAGAUUUAGCACUGUUUCCAAUAUUUUGCGACGCAGAGGUUCAAAUACCAAUUUAAAAGAAGAUAGCAGCGAAAAGAACAGAACACGGUUUUUCAGUUCACCUUCGAUACUGCAACUGUCUGUUAGUUUACCUCCGUAUAGCAAUCAGCAAGAAAUUCUCGACUAUCUACAAAAAAAUAUUCAGGUGCACAAUUGCAAAAAGAUAAGAAGCGUGUUAAAAAAAAAAUUUAACUUUGGUAGUUAUCCAAAUUCUUUAAUGCACGACGCUGCAUUCAAGUGCUGUGAAAAGUGUUUGAAAUCGUUAAUAAAAAAUGGUUGCUCUAUUUCCCAAAAGGACGAUUCUGGGUUUAUACCAUUACACGCUGCAGUAAUGGGAGAAAAUAUCCCCGCCGUAACAUUUUUAUUAGAACAUAGUCCACAUGUUAAUGAGACCUCAAACGAUGGUUGGACUGCAUUGCAUCUUGCAGUUAUGCUAAACAAUUUGAAAAUUGUCCAUUGUAUUACUAUGCAUGGAGGAAAUCCUUAUUUAAUAAGCAAUUUACAGACUACGCCGUUUAAAUUAUGCAUAGAAAAAAAGCGAACAUUGUAA
Molecule: messenger RNA, 1044 nt
Organism: Hydra vulgaris (swiftwater hydra)
Lineage: Eukaryota; Metazoa; Cnidaria; Hydrozoa; Anthoathecata; Hydridae
Source: RefSeq, a predicted model, not a curated record